Molecule: messenger RNA, 600 nt
Organism: Toxotes jaculatrix (banded archerfish)
Lineage: Eukaryota; Metazoa; Chordata; Actinopteri; Toxotidae
Product: heat shock protein beta-7-like
Exons: 3
Coding region: 1-600 (199 amino acids)
Source: RefSeq, a predicted model, not a curated record
AUGGCAUCUCUGACAUCGUCCAGCCGCAGAUCUUCCUCAUCCUACUGCUCAUCGUCACGUUACAGCACCUCCAGCUCCUAUCGGUCAGAAGGUUCAUUAGGUGGAUCAUCAGACUGUUUGGACCCCCUCUUUGAGCCGUUUCUUGACUCUGCUGAUCAUUCCAGUCUAUUUGGAGAAGAGGGUCCCAAGGGACACAGCUGCUUGGCCCCCUUCAGCAGGCAGAACAGAUCGUCCUAUGGGCACACUGCUCCUGUGGGUGGCGCUGUGACAGGCCGUCAGAGCAGUGCAGGCGGCGGGGUGCGUUGUCAGGGAGACAGCUACUUCAUGUCUGCUGACGUCAGCCAGUUUGAGCCACAUGACAUAGUGGUGAUGGCCUACAAACACCAUGUUGUCAUUCAUGCCCAGAAGGUAUUGGAUGAUGGAAGCGUUAGUGACACAUUCACCCAUAAGUCCCUGUUCCCGGAGGAUAUGGACCCCCUGUCGGUCAGUGGGACCUUUAACCCUGAUGGUACCCUGGUAGUGAGCGUCCGUCGGACCACAACGUUGGGUGGGCUGGAGCCCCUGGGUGUAUCCACAUAUCGCAGUGAAGCUCAUCUUUGA